Molecule: messenger RNA, 1146 nt
Organism: Spathaspora passalidarum NRRL Y-27907
Lineage: Eukaryota; Fungi; Ascomycota; Pichiomycetes; Serinales; Debaryomycetaceae
Product: pyridoxal-phosphate-dependent aminotransferase family protein
Exons: 1
Coding region: 1-1146 (381 amino acids)
Cellular component (GO): peroxisome
Molecular function (GO): L-serine:pyruvate transaminase activity; L-alanine:glyoxylate transaminase activity
Source: RefSeq, a predicted model, not a curated record
AUGUCUUCCACCACUUCCUUUGUCCAACCAGACCACCGUUUAACUUUAAUCCCGGGGCCAAUCGAGUUCUCCAACCCAGUUCUCGCCGCCAUGUCCACUCCAAGUCAAGCACAUACAUCUCCUGAGUUUAUUGCUACUUUCCAAUCAGUAUUAAAGAACUUGCGUAAGUUAUUCAAGUCAACAAACCCAAAGACUCAAGCAUAUGUGUUGUCUGGUUCAGGUACUCUUGGAUGGGACAUUGCUGCCUCCAACUUGCUCACUGCCGGAGAUGAUGUGUUGGUUUUAUCUACCGGGUUCUUCUCAGACUCGUUUGCUGACUGUCUUAGAAUCUAUGGUGCUGAAGUUGACGUCGUCACAGCCAAAGUCGGAGAUGUUGUUCCAUUGGAUCAAGUCAAAGCUAAAUUAAGUGAAAAGUCUUACAAGGCCAUUACCAUUACUCAUGUUGAUACCUCUACUUCUGUUGUCUCUGAUGUUGAAGCUAUUUCUAAACUAGUUAAACAAGUCAGUCCAGAAACAUUAAUUAUCGUUGAUGGUGUUUGUUCCAUUGGUGUUGAAGAUUUAGAGUUUGACCAAUGGGGUAUUGAUUUCGUAUUGACAGCUUCUCAAAAGGCCAUUGGUGUUCCUGCUGGGUUGUCCAUCCUCUAUGCUUCCGAAAGAGCAUUGGAUAUCGCUUUGAACAAGAAGGAAACUACUUAUUUUGCCAGUUUAAAAAGAUGGACCCCCGUUAUGCAACUGUAUGAAUCAGGAAAAGGGGCCUACUUUGCAACUCCUGCUAUUCAGACCAUCACUGCCUUACGCGCUUCCUUGGAUGAAAUCUUGAGCGAGCCAUUAGACGCUAGAUUCGCCAAGCAUGAACAAGUGUCCACUGAAUUCAAGAAUGCCGUUAACAAAUUGGGAUUACAAAUCCUUCCUGUGUCAAGAGACGUGGCUGCUCAUGGAUUAUCUGCCGUUUACUUCCCCGAAGGGAUUGAUGGUAAUGAAUUGUUGAAGAAGUUGGCUCAAAAGGGAUUUACUGUUGCUGGUGGUAUUCAUAAACAAUUGGUCGGUAAAUAUUUCAGAGUUGGUCAUAUGGGUUACUCAGUUUAUGCUGGUCAUAUUCCUGCAUUUACCAAGGCCCUUGAAGAAUCUUUAAAAGAACUUAAGUAG